CAAAGAAUUGCUUAGAAUCUGCCUGUAGCAAACCAUCAGGUCACCAACUUACAACUUAGUUCAAAACAUUAGUGACUCUUCUAAUGCAUUUCUCAUGUCCCAGGUUUAAUUGUCCAUAUAACUGUUGUAUGCAAAGUAAUAAAUCCUGACGUGGUGGAAUUUUGUUUAAUUCAAUACUGCAAUCAUGGCUGAUAUUGAUCAAUGGAUUGAGAUCACCAAAGACUGCAAGUAUCUUCCUGAAAAUGACUUGAAGCUCCUCUGCAGUCUGGUAUGUGAUUUGCUGUUAGAGGAGGGAAAUGUGCAGCCAGUGUCGUCUCCCGUCACUGUGUGCGGUGAUAUACAUGGCCAGUAUUAUGACUUGGAAGAACUUUUCCGGACGGGGGGGCAGGUGCCGGACACAAACUACAUAUUUAUGGGAGACUUUGUGGACCGAGGAUAUUAUUCCUUGGAGACCCUGACUAGGCUGCUGGUCCUCAAAGCCAAGUGGCCCAACAGGAUUACUUUACUGCGUGGCAAUCAUGAGUCACGGCAAAUCACACAGGUCUACGGCUUUUAUGACGAAUGCCAAAACAAGUAUGGCAAUGCCAAUGCCUGGAAAUAUUGCUGCCAAGUAUUUGAUCUACUCACAAUUGCAGCAAUCAUAGAUGAAAAAGUUUUCUGCGUGCAUGGCGGAUUGUCCCCAGAGAUCAACACCCUCGACCAGAUACGCACCAUUGAUCGAAACCAAGAAAUUCCUCAUAAGGGCGCCUUCUGUGACCUGGUGUGGAGUGAUCCCGAGGACAUGUCCAGGUCCUGGUCCACGUCCCCCAGAGGGGCUGGUUACCUCUUCAGCGAACGCGUCGUGCAGCAGUUCAUGGCUGCCAACUCCCUCACCCUCAUGUGUCGAGCACAUCAGCUAGUUAAUGAAGGCAUCAAGUUUUUGUUCAACGAACAACUGGUGACUGUGUGGUCGGCGCCCAACUAUUGCUAUCGCGCCGGUAACGUGGCUGCCAUACUCUGCUUUACGACAGCCGAGAUCCGACAUGCCAAGCUUUUCAACGCCGUGCCGGACGACAAGCGUGUUAUCCCGCCCGUUCACACUACGCCAUACUUCCUCUGAGGCGGUGAGCUACUUCCUCCUACAGGCUACUUCCCUCUUAGUGUGUCAAGACCGCCGUAAAUAGUUGUGCCCAAGUGCUGACCCGGAUGCCUUCGUCGGAAAAACUAAAAACCAAGUCACGCGCCCUCGCCUGCACCCAUCCAACUUGCCCAACGGCUAUGGGCUGCCUGCUCUGAUGUAGUGUAGCGAUGUGAUCACAUGCUGUGCUGGAAUAGUUUACUUUACCAUGGGUUAUCAAGCAAAGUAUCAAAUUCUAGAGCGGUAACAUGUUUGGAAUAAUAACUACAGGGCAGAAUCUAUGUCUACCUUCAUUGAAUUGAAAUUACUUUCUGAUUUGAUUCAGGGGAAGAUUGUUGUUUCAUCUGUGGUCUUUAUUAUGGUGAUUUUUAUUGCAGGAAGGGUGUGUAUAUUUGAAUUUAAAAAUAUACAUUUUUCUCCAUAUUUGUUUUCGUGCCGGAUCGCUCCUGCGUUCUUAUUGCUACAAUUGAAAGUUGUAGUAUCCAUUUCUUGUAUGUUAUUUAACGUCUUAACCUUUGCAUGUUAUUGAACGUCUUAUCCUAUCACAUUAUUGACAACGCAUUACAAAAUACAUUACAUUAAAUUAUUUUGUGACAGGAGUUACUUGAAAUAUUUAGUCUCGUGAGAUGGAUUAUCAUUUCGUGGAAAGGUAGAACCAAUGUUCUACUAAUAGAAUUGAGCGAGACAUUGUCAAAAUAACGCCGCUCAUGCUCCAUUGUGUAACGCGAUCAAGGGCUUAUCAGUGCUACGUACAAUGUCACUAUUUGGAUACAAUGUUCCAUUCAUUUUUUUUGCUGUGCGGUAGGUGUCGAAAGGCUGUUGACAACAGUAGUGUCCUGUACACUUGGUUACUUGCUUCUUCCCUAUUACUUCAAUUUUCGUUUUCUUUUCUGAUUUUCUUCCGAUUUACUUGUUUAUUUGUAUUGGUGACUCGUAUGGAACAAUUAUUUAUCAUUAUUAAACCUUGAAAACAUU
Hyalella azteca is the source of this 2092-nucleotide messenger RNA. RefSeq names its product serine/threonine-protein phosphatase 6 catalytic subunit (gene PpV). Gene Ontology annotation, biological process: peptidyl-serine dephosphorylation; G1/S transition of mitotic cell cycle. Gene Ontology annotation, cellular component: cytoplasm. The record is from RefSeq and is a predicted model, not a curated record. NCBI's taxonomy places the organism in Eukaryota, Metazoa, Arthropoda, Malacostraca, Amphipoda, Hyalellidae. Gene Ontology annotation, molecular function: protein serine/threonine phosphatase activity. The transcript has 8 exons. Bases 185 to 1099 code for a protein of 304 amino acids.